CGCCUGAGGAGAUGCUGAGCGGCAGAGACUGUCUCCCCUCCGCCCCGGGGCUGAGCCACCCACCGCUGCCACUGCCCCCUGGGUACCCCCCGGCCCCUGGUUACCCCACCUUCCUGCCUGAGCAGCUCCCACCCGGCACGCUCCAGUACCAAGAGCUGAUGCCGCCGGGGAGCUGCCUGCCUGAGGAGACCAAGCCCAAGAGGGGACGCCGGUCAUGGCCCAGGAAAAGGACGGCCACACACACCUGUGACUACGCAGGCUGCGGCAAAACCUACACCAAGAGCUCUCAUCUCAAAGCGCAUCUGAGAACCCACACAGGUGAGAAACCUUAUCACUGUGACUGGGAAGGCUGCGGAUGGAAGUUUGCCCGAUCCGAUGAACUUACUCGUCACUACAGAAAACACACAGGCCACCGCCCUUUCCAGUGCCAGCGGUGUGACAGAGCGUUUUCCAGGUCGGACCACCUCGCCUUACACAUGAAGAGGCACUUUUAAUUGGAAGCAGUGGAUCUUUCCCCAGCUGCCGUAGAGAUUCAGUAUUUACAGCACAAGGGACUGUCUUCCGCGAGAUGGGGAGAACGCAGUUUAAGCACUACAGAUAAUCAAGGUGAAGUCUUCCAAAGAGUGGAAAAGAGGGAUAAUUGCAUACAGACGUUGCAACCUUUUUUUUUAUAUAUAUAUACCUUCAAAAGAAAAGAGAACCAAAAACAUUGGGGUCAAUGACUGGAUCUUCUAUCAUUCCAUUUGUAAAUCCAACUUGAAUUAUUUCCGGACUACAAAAUGCCAAGGAGUGACUGGAAGUCACGGAUAUCAGGGUUAAACAGACUGUGUGUAGUUCGGAAGGGUGGGGAUAUUACACAGGGAAAUUACAUUCCCUUAAUUUUCUUUCAAUGCAAUAUUAGAUGUAAAUGUCAUCUUGUACUUUCCUUUUUUUUUUUCCUUCUAAAAGCCAUUACAAUGUUAAAAGAGGAGGAAAAAUUCAGGUACAGAAUUAUAUUUUAAAAGCCUGUUUCAUGGUGCUUAGUGACUGUUGGUUCUAGAGGUACCAAAACCAGGAAGCCAAAGUUCUCAAACUGCUGCAUAUCUGACAAG
Egretta garzetta (little egret) is the source of this 1091-nucleotide messenger RNA. Its product is annotated as Krueppel-like factor 4. Gene Ontology annotation, molecular function: RNA polymerase II cis-regulatory region sequence-specific DNA binding; DNA-binding transcription factor activity, RNA polymerase II-specific. The transcript is spliced from 3 exons. Gene Ontology annotation, biological process: regulation of transcription by RNA polymerase II. The coding region runs from base 12 to 494 and encodes 160 amino acids. NCBI's taxonomy places the organism in Eukaryota, Metazoa, Chordata, Aves, Pelecaniformes, Ardeidae. The record is from RefSeq and is a predicted model, not a curated record.